Didymosphaeria variabile is the source of this 1257-nucleotide messenger RNA. RefSeq lists its product as uncharacterized. The transcript has 2 exons. Bases 1 to 1257 code for a protein of 418 amino acids. Lineage: Eukaryota; Fungi; Ascomycota; Dothideomycetes; Pleosporales; Didymosphaeriaceae. The record is from RefSeq and is a predicted model, not a curated record. Gene Ontology annotation, cellular component: endoplasmic reticulum.
AUGAAGCUGUUCCGGAGCUUCAUUGUAUCCUCGCUGUACUGCGCCGCAUCCGCUGCGCAUGAUGCCCAUGUCUAUGUAUUCGACCCGGUACCUAGGACGUCGCCACAGGCAGCCACGACCGUCGACGCAACCACAGCUCGAUUGAUCCUUGCACAGCGGUUGGGCCUGUCGCGGUUUCAUUCGAUAGAAAAGACGCGCAGCGAAGAGAGUCUGAAGCAGAUCAAUGCAUUUGGAGGCAGGCAACAGAAGCUGUUUGGUGGAGAGGACGCAGAUCGGACACAGGCGCACGCACUGGUGUGGAUAGAAGGCGUGGAAGCCGCCGAGGCCAUCGUUCAGGACUCUGGACUCUGGUCAUCUAAGUUCACGAUAGCGAACCCCCCUUCCGCGUCCGAUAACAAGCACCUGAUCGAGGACAUGAUCCUGCAAGCCGAGUCUCUUCCUAAGAAGUCAGAUCCCAAGGGCGCAACAUACCACUCAAAUCAGUACAUCGAUCACCAAUUGUCUGAGCUCCGACAGCCCCAACUCUUCAACGACUACCUCACCAUUCUCCACAUCGACCUGAAAGCGAAGGACAAGAUGGCCAAACCCAGCCUCGAUAGACUCGGUGACAUUAUCUCUUCUCUUCAGGUGGCGGCUCCUAAGGAAAACCGUUUCGCAGUCACAUUGGUGGUUAUGCCACCAUCAUCCUCGAACUCUAAGCGUGCUGCAAGCCCCUACGGCAGCUACGAUAGACCUAACUUGGAGGCUCGCCGCGAAAUGACCGAGGCGCCCAUGUCUCUGUCUACUUCCGAGCCUUCUACAUCACCCAAUAGUGCGCUCCCGAGCGAUCUAGAGGACUUCCCUGUCAUUACGCAGGCUGAAGGCAACGACACUACCCCGCCUCUCGGCAUCCUUCCACGCUGCUUUGCGUCGGAAUCCGCCUGUACUACGUCCACAAAUGGAUGCUCCGGUCACGGUUCAUGCGGGAUCCUCCACAAGGGCAAAAAGGGAGAACGCGCUGACUGCUACGGCUGCGUCUGUAGGCCUACCGUUGUGGACAGGGGUGACACCGGCAUGGAGCAACACAAGAAGACUACCUACUGGGGCGGUCCGGCAUGUCAGAAGAAGGAUGUUUCGGUUCCUUUCUGGCUGUUCGUUACUAGCGGUGUUCUCUUUGCUUUCCUCAUCUCCGGUGGAAUCGGACUGUUGUACUCCGUUGGCAGCGAAGAGUUACCCAGUGUCAUUGGUGCCGGUGUUAGUGGGCCGGUGCGGAAGUAA